UUUGGCAUGUGCCAGUUGUGCGAUUAUUCCAACAAUAAACAAUGCUACAAUGAUUUCUAACGGCAGUGGCAUUAGCAUCACAAUCAACAUUAGCAGCCGCGCAAACAGCAGCAGCAGAGACGACAACAACAACAACACAGCAAUAGCAGUCACAUUACUGUAGCAACAAAUCAAUGAAUGGUGUACACUUCAACCCCCAAAACACUUAACUGCCUUUGCACCAUAUCAACAAAAACGUUGCCAAAAAGGAACUUUACGUUGACUCAUUGUGAAUGUGUGAAUGUUUGGAUGUGUGCAGAUUCAGAUUCAGUUUCAGUGCAAAUUGAAAUUGUCGACAAAUGUACGAAACGUUUAAAUUGAGUAGACAAGCAAUAACGCACACACAGCAACAAUAUUAAUGAUAAUAAAAAUUAUAGUCACAGCACCAAAAGGUGCAGGAAGCCGAAACUAAAGCUGAAUAUUUAUCAAACUCCACAGCAAAUACAUAUGUAUGUAUGUACAUACAUACUAUAGUAAAAUGUUGCCAGCCAAAGCAUGAACUGAAAUUAAAAAAUGAAAAAAGUACAUAAUAAAUAUUUUUGUGGUUCAGUUCUUACGCCAUUAAUGUAUUUGUAAAUAUGAUUUGUGUAUGAAACAUACAUACGUUAUGUGCCGUUGUAUGUUGACUGUAGAAGAGUAACCAAACAUCCACCACAGCUUCAUAAUAUUUGCAGAGAGAUUACCACCAGCAGCAGAGUUUACCACUAACAAAUAUACAUAUGUACAUAUGUAUGCAUAUACAUAUAUUGAAGGAACGAAAAAUAGUAGCAACAAAAAAAAAAUCGAACAUUUAGCAGAAAACAUCAUAUCAGGAUUCAGGAUACCACAAAAGACUGGUCGUGGUUGUUCGUGGCGGGCGGCAGCGUUCGUACAAUUUUUGGUGCUGUUGACAUUGUAUUGCUUUGAGGUUGGCAGUUGAAGUGACUUUUUAUUGUUGCUGCGGCUGCUGUUGACUCAUAUUUAAAUUAAUAUUUGUUUACUUUUAAAAUAAAACAAAAUUUAAAUUGCAACAAUUUCAACUAAAUCGAGUUAAUGUAAAAUGAUAAAAUUAAAAUAAAGUAAACGUAUGUGAUUACAGUGUAAUAAUAGAAGAAAAGUGCAUAAUUAUCAAAGUGUUAAAUUAUUACUAAAAACAACAGCUUAAAAUAUAUUACAAAUUCUAAAACUUCUAUUCCUUUCUCUAUAAACAUACAGCGAGUUAUUUUUGUUAUAAAAACAAACACCUACUUCAAUUAUGGAUCCCACAAAUCUACCUUUUGGUUUUGCAUUGCCAGGCCAUGCUCACGUACAAAUACCGCCUACACCAAAUUUAAUGGCUGUGCAUCCCGGACCCACAGCAAGUCCUCCACAAAGUGUACCCGGACGCCGUACACCAUUAGGUUCAGUUGGCUUGGGUGGCUUUUAUGCACAAGGCAUGGCGAUGCCACAACAAACCGGACCAACUGAUGAAAAUAAACCUGGGCCCAGUGGUGGUGAAAAAUCGCCAACACCAACAACUUUGCUAUUAACUGGUGGCACUACAACAGCAGCAAAUUCCGUAGGUGGCAGCUCUAGUAACAGUGGUGGUGGCAAACAAAAAAAUCGUCAAGGUAAAACAGUGCGUUUGAAUAUAAAUGCCAGAGAACGAAGGCGUAUGCAUGAUUUAAAUGACGCUCUAGAUGAAUUGCGCAGUGUUAUACCCUAUGCCCACUCACCUUCUGUGCGAAAGUUAUCCAAAAUUGCUACUCUACUAUUAGCAAAGAAUUACAUACUUAUGCAGCAAAAUGCUCUGGAAGAGUUAAGAAGACUUUUAGCAUACAUACAAAGCACAACCGGUGCAGCGCCACUGGAUUUAGGUUCAUUUCCAGCUGCAGCAAAAUUGCAAGCACUGCUGCAAGGUGCACAUAAUGAGCCACCAAACAGUAGCUAAAUUUAGUAUCUUAUUCUGGAUAAGGAUAAGUUAGGACGUUCAAAAUUUUUGUGCCAAAUAAGAGCAAAAAUAGUAUUUUUUUUAAUUGAAUUAUGAAUCUAAAUGGGAAAUAAUGAAGUGUUCAAUUCAAAAUUACUCAGCAAUAGUCAUAGGUAUUAUUUAAUUGCAUUUAUUCCAUCUUCAUGUAUAGAUACAGCUUAGAAUACAAAAUGUACAUUU
This is a messenger RNA of Teleopsis dalmanni, 2167 nucleotides long. RefSeq names its product class E basic helix-loop-helix protein 22 (gene Oli). Gene Ontology annotation, molecular function: protein dimerization activity. The record is from RefSeq and is a predicted model, not a curated record. Bases 1274 to 1948 code for a protein of 224 amino acids. The transcript has 4 exons. NCBI's taxonomy places the organism in Eukaryota, Metazoa, Arthropoda, Insecta, Diptera, Diopsidae.